UCAUUCAUUAUCCAAGCCGAGCAAACUCGCGCCGGAGACUACCUUGAGCCACGUACACUCCUUUGCAAGACUAACCAACGCCACUCUUUCAUCUUAUUGAACUCAAUAUGACGCUCAAGCAAAAGUUGCUCGGUGCUGUGGCGCUGGCCGCCGUAGCCCAAGGACAUCCAACCAAAGAGAAGCGCGCACCUGCACCCGCUGAGAAUGAUGGAUGGGACCAGGAACUGACCGUCUUUGACGCCAAGGUCGCAGCACCGACCCAAAUGCCUGGCGAGGUUGUGUACUUUCAGAGUGAUGGCUCGCCGGCCUUGACUACGACUGAGAUGAUCAUGGUGAUGCCGACCCCUGGCCCUGAAGACGAGGAUUGCACAACAACCACCACUAUGACCACUGUCUCGACGGAGACGUGCACCAUCUCGCUUCAGGGAGCUGCUCAGCCAUCACCCGCGGUGGCUGCCGGUGGCCGACCAUCCAAGGCAUUGCCCGUCAAAGGGGGUGGCCCGCUCCCUCACUCUUCCACGGGGAAAUCAUCGUCGGGUUCUGGAAAGGGCAAGGACACCAAGUCGUCCGGUGAUCUGUUCGGCGUCUCCUACGCGCCUUACCGCGCCGACCACAGCUGCAAAACAGCCGAGGACAUCAUGGAUGACUUUGAGCAAUUCGCAGGCGACUACUCGCUCGUCCGCAUCUACGGCACGGACUGCGACCAGGUGCCUCCCAUCUACGCAGCCGCCAAGAAGAUUGGGGUCAAGUUGAUGAUGGGGAUCUGGGACAUCAACAAGGUCCAAGACGAGGCCCAGAUGAUCUCCAAGGGUAUCGGAGGCGACUGGGAUACUGUCCACUCAGUGGGCGUCGGCAACGAACUGGUCAACAACCAGCAGGCCACCGCUGAUCAGGUCGUCCAAGCCGUGUCCCAGGCGCGCAGUGCCCUUCGUGGUGCCGGCUUCCAGGGCCCUGUUGCUGCUGUCGAUACCUUCAUCGCCACGGAGGCCCACCCAGAGCUCUGUGACGCCUCUGACCUAUGCGCGAUCAACGCACACCCGUUCUUCGAUAGCACGAUGGGUGCUGGGGAUGCCGGCAAGUGGCUCCAAAACACUGCCAAGGAUGUCCAGGCUGUGCUCUCCAAGCCAAUGCAGAUUCUCAUCACCGAGACAGGCUGGCCCACGGACGGUGCGGUCAAUGGAAAGGCUGUCCCAAGUCUGGAGAACCAGAAGACUGCCAUCGCUGCCAUCAAGGAGGCCUUUGCCGACAACCCGGGCGACGUUAUCCUCUUCUCUGCGUUCGAUGACCUGUGGAAGCAAAAGACCAUGGCCACGUUCAACGCUGACCAGCACUGGGGUAUUGGAGGGGCUAUUUCAAAGUGCGAUCUUGCACUCAUCUAGUCGCACCUUGUGUGUCCGCAGCAGGACUGUUGUUAGUUCUUCCAUUUGUCGUAACCUUCAUGUUGCGCCACCCCGGUGCAGAGGGUGCGUGCUGGAGGGGGACGCUAUUUAUGACAUGAUGUUUGGGGUUAAUUUUCCUUUGUAGAUCGGUAUCCUUCAAUUCUUAUCAUGUUUCAACGAUGUCAGCGCACUCGUGAUUGUAUACAAUACCUCCUGGACCAGAUAAGCGGCUCUCACUUGGCGAUGCACAUGU
Emericellopsis atlantica is the source of this 1632-nucleotide messenger RNA. Its product is annotated as putative cell wall glucanase. Gene Ontology annotation, biological process: carbohydrate metabolic process; cell wall organization. The transcript is spliced from 2 exons. The coding region runs from base 108 to 1379 and encodes 423 amino acids. NCBI's taxonomy places the organism in Eukaryota, Fungi, Ascomycota, Sordariomycetes, Hypocreales, Bionectriaceae. Gene Ontology annotation, molecular function: 1,3-beta-glucanosyltransferase activity; glucan endo-1,3-beta-D-glucosidase activity. The record is from RefSeq and is a predicted model, not a curated record. Gene Ontology annotation, cellular component: fungal-type cell wall; extracellular region; cell surface.